UGCGGUUCCUGGGCUCCGAGCUUCAUGACUGCGCGGAGCGGGGAACCAACACCAUGCGAGCACAAAUUGAAGUAAUACCAUGCAAAAUUUGUGGUGAUAAAUCCUCUGGAAUACACUAUGGAGUCAUCACAUGUGAAGGCUGCAAGGGAUUCUUUCGGCGAAGUCAGCAGAACAAUGCAUCCUACUCCUGUCCAAGGCAGAGAAACUGUUUAAUUGACAGAACCAACAGAAAUCGUUGCCAACACUGCCGACUGCAGAAAUGUCUUGCCCUGGGAAUGUCUCGAGAUGCUGUGAAAUUUGGAAGAAUGUCCAAAAAGCAGAGGGAUAGCUUGUACGCUGAAGUGCAGAAGCACCAGCAGCGACUGCAGGAACAGCGGCAGCAGCAGAGUGGUGAGGCAGAAGCGCUCGCCAGGGUUUACAGCAGCAGCAUCAGCAAUGGCUUGAACAAUCUGAAUAACGAAACUGGCAGCACCUACUCAAAUGGGCACGUCAUCGAUCUGCCGAAGUCUGAGGGCUAUUACAAUGUGGAUUCUGCCCAGCCCUCCCCAGACCAGUCUGGGUUAGACAUGACUGGAAUCAAACAGAUAAAGCAGGAACCUAUCUAUGACCUCACCUCUGUACCAAACUUGUUUACCUAUAGCUCUUUCAACAACGGGCAAUUAGCUCCAGGGAUAUCCAUGAGUGAAAUUGAUCGAAUUGCACAGAAUAUCAUUAAAUCUCAUUUGGAGACAUGUCAAUAUACAAUGGAGGAGUUACAUCAGCUAGCAUGGCAGACCCACACAUAUGAAGAAAUAAAAGUUUACCAGAGCAAGACAAGAGAAGCUCUGUGGCAGCAGUGUGCCAUUCAGAUCACUCAUGCUAUCCAGUAUGUGGUGGAGUUUGCAAAGCGCAUAACAGGCUUCAUGGAGCUCUGCCAGAAUGACCAAAUUCUCCUUCUUAAGUCAGGCUGCUUGGAAGUGGUUUUGGUGAGAAUGUGCCGUGCCUUCAACCCACUUAACAAUACUGUUCUGUUUGAAGGAAAGUAUGGAGGAAUGCAAAUGUUUAAAGCUUUGGGUUCUGAUGAUCUGGUAAAUGAAGCGUUUGACUUUGCAAAGAAUUUAUGUUCCUUACAGCUGACUGAAGAGGAGAUUGCCUUGUUUUCAUCUGCUGUGUUGAUAUCACCAGAUCGAGCCUGGUUAAUAGAGCCAAGGAAGGUCCAGAAGCUUCAGGAAAAGAUUUACUUUGCACUUCAACAUGUUAUUCAGAAGAACCACCUCGAUGAGGAGACAUUGACAAAGUUAAUAGCCAAGAUACCAACAAUUACUGCACUUUGCAACUUGCACGGAGAGAAACUGCAGAGCAGUCUCCUCCUGGGGUGCCAGCAGAGGGCAUAGAGCAGAAAUAAGAAGAAGCAGGCAGGGGAGAAGAAAGGAAGUGAAGGCAGGAUCACAAGCAGAUGCAGUUUAUUUCAAACCACGCAGAAGCCAGUGCAAUCUGAGGCAAGGCAAGGGGAAGCACAAAGGACCUGCCCAUUGUCCAGGCUCUUGGAGGGGCAGUGUCACAGGGAGCCCACAGAGCCCUAGGGUGGCUGAAGAAAAUUGGUCUGUUGUAGUGAUAACUUAAUGCCUAGUGUAGCUCUGGUGUCAAGCUUCUCUUUUCUGCAUAAGCAGAUAAUUCACAGGCUGUUUCAAGUACUUUGUGGAGCUCUCCCUUGCCUUCCAUCAGUCAGUUUGCAAGUUGCAUAAGUAUUUUGUGGCAGAGUAGAGUCUAGAGAAUAUCACAAUUUCUUUAUUCUGUUUUAACAAUGCCAGAACAGGUACAAAAGUAGUUACAAACUCUCAGCUGAUAAAUGUUUCUGUGCAGGUCCAUUAAAACUUAGAAAAAAAGAAAAAGAUCCAUCCAGCAAAUUCAGUUGUGAGAAUUUUGUUGCAAAUGUGACAUACUCCUCAAAAUUGCUUAAUCCUAUAGAC
Molecule: messenger RNA, 1949 nt
Organism: Ficedula albicollis (Collared flycatcher)
Lineage: Eukaryota; Metazoa; Chordata; Aves; Passeriformes; Muscicapidae
Gene: RORB
Product: RAR related orphan receptor B
Exons: 11
Coding region: 54-1373 (439 amino acids)
Biological process (GO): regulation of transcription by RNA polymerase II
Cellular component (GO): nucleus
Molecular function (GO): RNA polymerase II cis-regulatory region sequence-specific DNA binding; nuclear receptor activity; zinc ion binding
Source: RefSeq, a predicted model, not a curated record